AUGGAUUUGAAUCUUCUUCACCAUCAUCUAGCGAAGAAGAUAGAAGGGAAAAAGUUUUUAGUUGUUCUUGAUGAUUUGUGGAAUGACGACUACACUGAGUGGUGUGAUUUGAAGAGUUUGCUUUACAAUAGAGUGGAAGGAUGUAAAAUCCUUGUUACAACUCGCCACGAGCGCGUUGCUUUGACGGUUACAACUAUCCCAUCAUCUUAUCACCUAGAUGUCUUGUCUGACGAAGAUUGUUGGUCAGUUUUUGCUGCACAUGCUUUCCAAUUUAAAGAUUUAACUGUGAAUUCCUGCUUAGAAAAAAUUAGAAGGGAUGUCACUAGCAAGUGUAGAGGAUUGCCUUUAGCAGCAAAAGUACUUGGGGGACUUUUUAAAUCACAGCUUCAUAAAGAUUGGAAUAAUAUAUUAAAAGAAUCCUUGUGGGAUUCAUUCGAUGACAAGAUCAUUCCAGCUUUAAGAGUCAGUUAUUAUUAUCUUCCUUCCCGUUUAAAACAAUGCUUUGCUUACUGUUCUUUAUUUCUUGAGGAUUAUGUAUUUGAUAAGGAUGAAUUAAUCAUGAUGUGGAUGGCAGAAGGUUUUUUGGAGACCACAAAAAGGAAAAUGACUUUAGAAGAAGUUGGUGAUGGGUAUAUUGGUGAUUUGACUUCAAGAUCAUUCUUUCAACCCUUACCCAAAAAUCAGCAAUACUUUUCACAUGGGUAUGAUAUAAGAGAUAGGCAUUUUGUAAUGCAUGAUCUCAUUCAUGAGUUAGCAAGUCAUGUUGCCGGAGACUUCUACUUUAGAUUAAGGGAAAAUAGAAACGAAAUUGGUGUCAUGACUCGCCAUUUGUCAGGCGACUUUCCAAUUUGUCCAGACUUAGAUCAUGAGGCUUUUCAAAAAUUAAAAGGCUUACGAACAUUUAUAGGAUUGAGUUUUUACUCUAUUUUUGGGCCUUUUGAAAAUGCUUCUCAUAUUCUAUCAUCUAACCUGAGGUACCUGCGAACGUUGUCACUUGUAGACCUGCCUAAUUUAAAGAUGGUUCCCGAGUCAAUUGGAAAAUUCAUCCAUUUGCGCUAUUUGGAUCUAUCUGACACAGACAUUGCAAGUCUACCUGAUUCAAUCUGUAAGUUGUAUAAUUUACAGACAUUAAAGUUGUGGCAAUGUCUUUCUCUCCUGACUCUGCCAAGUGACAUGCAAAAACUUAAAAAUUUACGAUAUCUCGACGUCAGACGCACUUUGUUGAAAGAAAUUCCGAGGGGGCUGGCUAAAUUAAAAGAUUUGCAAUUUUUAAGUAACUUUAUUGUUGGGAAAGAGGAGGAGACAGGGAUUACAGAAUUGGGAGAAAUUUCAAAUUUGAAGGGUGGGAUUGAAGUUAGUCAGCUAGAGAAUGUCAAGAAUGAAGAUGAAGCAGAUGGUGCAAGAAUGAUGGAGAAGGAGCGAAUUGAAACUUUAACAUUAUCAUGGUCGGGUUUUGGUGAUGCGGAAGAUUCAAGCAGGGAGAGAAAUAUUUUGGCCAAACUUCAACCUCAUUGGGAUUUGAAAGAAUUAGAAGUUAAAUGUUAUAGGGGCACAAUAUUUCCGGAUUGGUUGGGAAGUCCUUCCUACCACAACAUGAACUUGUUGCAACUGGUGAAUUGUGAAAAUUGUUGCAUGCUUCCCCCUUUAGGACAGCUCCCCGCUCUGAAGACAUUAUCUAUUAGUGGAUUAAAACGUGUAGAAAGAAUUGGUGAUGAGUUUUUGAAGGUUGAUGAUUGUUCUCCCAUGGUACCAUUUCCAUCCCUUGAAUAUCUUUCCUUUUCAAGCAUGGAAUCCUGGGAACAAUGGCUUUCCACUAACAUGGAAGCUUUCCCUAAACUUCGAAAACUCACAAUAACUUCCUGCCACAAGUUAGUUGGAAGUCUACCUUCUCAGUUGCUUUCUUUAGAAACUUUGGAUAUUAUAUAUUGUUCAUUGUUUUCUUCUCCUAUUCCGAGGUGUCCCAAACUUCAGAGUUUGCGCACAUAUAGAACUGGAAAUGUGGUAUGGCAAGAGCCAGAGUUACCUCAGGCCCUUUGCACUCUAGAAAUUUUAGAUUGCCAGAUGUUGGAAUCAGUGUCGGAGGCACUCGCUAAACCUUCACAUCUGCAAAAAUUACGUAUCAUUGGUUGCCCCAAUACAUCAACUUUAAUGAUUCAUUUGCUCCAGUCAUUACAAGAAUUAUACGUACACUUGAGUAAAAAUAUUGAUUUUGUGAUGAGUUCAACCGCUCCUCUUCAAAGUCUUUGGUCUAUUUAUAUUCAGAGUUGUAGUUUUGUGAAGUUUAUGAUAGAUGACAUGGAAGGUGUCCUCCCAAAUUUAAGAAAGCUAAUCAUAUUGGAUGUUAAAGGGACGGAAGGAUUUCUAGAAGGGCCUCUUGUGCCGAGUUUGAGAGAACUUUAUGUUGAUCCGUGUAACAUAGAGUUCUUAAUAUCCCAUCAAGCAUGGCACCUCCUAAGAAAUAUCACUUGCCUUAGUAUUUCUGGUCCAAUUGAUGAAAGUUAUGUCACCAAGUGUUUUCCAGAGGUGGGUUUUCUUCCUACCACUCUCACCACUUUGGAAGUCCUUGGCUUUAGUGACUUGGAGACAUUGAAUUGCACGGGACUUCAGCAACUAACCUCUCUCCAAAAACUAAAGAUCGGUUGUUGUGACAAGCUGGAGAAAAUGUCUGGGGAAAAGCUGCCUACUUCUUUAACAGAGCUUCACUGUUGGGUUUGUCCAUUGCUUAAAGAAAAAUACCUCAAUAAGGAUGAACAACUUUUGCGCCAGAUAUCCCACAUCCCACUCAUCAACAUACGUUGA
This is a messenger RNA of Neltuma alba, 2799 nucleotides long. Its product is annotated as putative disease resistance RPP13-like protein 1. Lineage: Eukaryota; Viridiplantae; Streptophyta; Magnoliopsida; Fabales; Fabaceae. Gene Ontology annotation, molecular function: ADP binding. Bases 1 to 2799 code for a protein of 932 amino acids. The record is from RefSeq and is a predicted model, not a curated record. The transcript has a single exon.